Molecule: messenger RNA, 2491 nt
Organism: Aaosphaeria arxii CBS 175.79
Lineage: Eukaryota; Fungi; Ascomycota; Dothideomycetes; Pleosporales
Product: alkaline phosphatase-like protein
Exons: 5
Coding region: 383-2350 (655 amino acids)
Biological process (GO): dephosphorylation
Molecular function (GO): alkaline phosphatase activity
Source: RefSeq, a predicted model, not a curated record
UGCACUAACUACGAGUAGUACGAGUAGGCAAAGUACGUUCUACAGCAUACAUUCAGUACGUUCUCUACUUGCCAUUUGCCAUUAGUGCAUCAUCAUGAUGCCUUGUAUCCGCAUCUUCCAGGGCCCUGGUCUACCCUUUUUUUCCCUUGGUUCGCAUGGUUUGCCUGGCCCGCGUGGCGUGGCGUGGUGUGCCUGCACUAAUCAAAGCUCACCCGUCUAAGCUCGACCGUCAAUCCCUGGUGGUUGGGGGAGCUUCGUGCAUGAUGCAGCUAUCCAGAUUAUUUUAUAAAAGACUCCCCGUACGCUUUGCAAAUUCCUACCGCGUCGUGAGAUCUUUCAUCCUCCUGAAGUCCCCAAAAGCCCACAGAGGUCCAAAAUCAAAAUGAGGUGCUCCAUACAGUCAAUUGGUCUCGCAGCUGCUCUGCUUGCGAGCGCUGUAUCUGCUCAGACCUUCCAACGCCUGGGAACGUGUCCUACACUGGGAUGCGUCUUUCCCCCCGAUCAGGCCGACUUCUUGGCUGGGCAGUACUUCGACAUCCGUCUGGAGGUUCACGCCCCCAAGAACGGUUCGGAGGCCAUUGGCCUGCCUCCGGAUGAGAAGUUUACCUUCACCAUUGCUCGUGGAAAUGAGACUGCAAAGCCAGUGACUGAGUUCUUCAAACUCGAAGAGCCAAAGCUGGAGAAGUGGAACUUCACUUGGUACGAGGAUCUCUUCGCCAAGGAUGCAAAGCAGCCUUCCGUUGUCGAUGUGACGUCGAAGGCAUACCGACGGGUUGCUCUCUACGAGCCUGGUGAGUACACGGCAACCCUCAGCUACAACAAUGGCAGCACCACCACGGCCACCUGGCUGGUGCGUGACCUGGUUGAGGAGCGCAAGGCGAAGAAUAUAAUCUUCUUCAUCGGCGACGGCAUGACCACCAACAUGAUCACAGCGGCACGCUUGAUCGGACACAAGACCAUCAAUGGAAAGUACCAGAGUCUCAUGCAGCUGGACAAAUUCCCCGUCCUUGGUCACCAGAUGACGCACUCCAUCGACAGCUUCAUCACCGAUUCGGCGAACUCGGCCUCUGCCCUGUACACUGGACACAAGAGCUCGGUCAAUGCUCUCGGAGUCUACGCAGAUUCCAGCAAGAACCCCUUCGAUGACCCUAAGGUUGAGACCAUCGCUGAGAUCUUCCACCGCCUCACUGGUGGCCUCGUCGGUAUUGUCUCCACUGCCUUCAUCGCAGAUGCCACGCCCGCUGCUUUGACCGCCCACACGCGUGACCGCAACCAGUACGGCCACGUCGUUGAUACCUUCUUGAACGGAAUUACCAACUACACUUGGACUAAGUGGGACGGACCCGACGUUCUCUUCGGAGGAGGUGCCGAGCAGUUCUAUAACUCUACCUUGGGCGGCAAAACCUACCAAGACAAGGACUACUACGAGGAGUUUGCCAAGAAGGGUUACAAGAUUGUCCUCAACAACACCCAGCUUCAGGCUGCCAGCUCCAACGAGAAGACCCUUGGUAUCUUCUCCACGUCCGUCAUGUCCAAGUGGCUUGAUCGCAACGUCUACAAGGUCAACCUUAACCAGACCCUUUCCCCCACCGGCGACAAGACCGCUGCACUCGACCAGCCCGGUCUCAAGGAGAUGACCCUCAAGGCCAUCGACAUUCUGCACAACCGUGCCGGUGACAAGGGAUUCUUCCUCAUGUCAGAGGCUGCCUCCAUCGACAAGAUGAUGCACGUUCUAGACUACGACCGUGCUCUUGGUGAGUUGCUGGAGCUGGACGACACGGUGAAGGCGACCGUCAAGAAGAUCCAGGAUCUAGGCUGCGAGAAGGAGACCCUUAUUCUCGUCUCAUCCGAUCAUGGCCACGGCUUUGACGUGAUGGGAUCUGUUGAUACGAAAUACUUCGCCGCACAGAAAGAGGACCGCAAGAAACGUAACGCCGUGGGUGUAUACCAGAAUUCUGGUCUCUCACAGUACACCAACACCGGAAACCUGACCUACACCGACUCCAACUUCCCCUCCAACUGGAGCCCCCGCUACACUCUGUUCCAGGGUCUCAUGGCUGAUCCUGAUCGCCGUGAGACCUGGAGCGUCCACAAGGACGGCCCAAGGAAGCCUGCGGCCGAGCUUGUGAAGGACUCUGGUGACGUCUAUGUCAAUCCCAAGGAUGGCCAGGGUGGUCUUUUGCUCAACGGCACGCUUCCCCUCUCUGAUGAACAGGGAGUCCACUCUCUGACAGAUGUUGCCGUCUUUGCCCAGGGUCCCUGCCAGGAGACAUUUGGUGGUGUGUACAACAGCAUCGACAUCUUCUUCAAGAUGGCAGAGUGCUUCGGUCUUGCAAGAGGUAAAGCAUAGACCAAUUAAAUGUUCUCGGGCGGGCUGCGUGCCUUGUGAUGGCAACGAAAUGAUGAACCUGGAGUUAGAAUAGAACGCAUAAUUGUAUAUACAUGUAAUGUGACGAAGCAGCAAUUUUUAAUGUUAUUAUAUAUCUACCGC